AUGCCCCCAUCACAUACUCCUACUUUCAACUAUCACGAUCACUUUGGAAUCGGCAAUACUGGCAGACGGAGGGGUAUUCGUCCAAUUGAUCAUAAUAAUGUUACUCCUGUCCCAGGAUCUCUUUCAUUUGGUGGAGAUGCACAAGACGAAUUCGAUUCGACCGGCACAGACGUUUUAAGUGAAGCAGAAGAAGACGAGGAGGAUGAAGAGGAAGGGGAAGGCGAAGAUGAAUCUGAAGCUGAGGAUGUACUUGGGGAAAUGGAAAAUGUGGAUGAGGAUGAGGAUAUAGGCUUGGAGGAAGCGCCAGUUCAAGUCGCCAUGGACAAUUCGCUGCCAUUUGACCCUACCGCACUUGGAUUGAAAGAGAUUGGAAAUUUAGCCAGCUGGACUGUUUCUAGUAGUAAACCCGGUUGCGGUGUUCUUGCACUCAGAGACGAUGACACCAAUUUAUUUUGGCAAUCCGAUGGACCUCAACCCCACUAUCUGAAUAUUCACUUUGCCAAAUUCGCAAAGAUCCGUGCCAUUCGUAUCUUUCUGGAUUUCGAAGCCGAUGAGUCCUAUACACCGACGCGUAUACAAUUGCUUGGAGGCACAGGCUACCAUGACCUAAUUCCAUUCUCCGAACUCUCGUUUGUUCAACCCAAGGGCUGGAUUGAUGUUAAUCUUGACCAUGUGGGGGGAGGCUCAGAUGGCAAGACACUUCGCGCAUUCAUUAUACAAGUCAAGGUGUUGGAGAACCAUCAAAAUGGAAAGGAUACACAUGUUCGUGGACUGAAAAUUUAUUCUCACGAUGAACGACAUGAAUCUCCCCCACCAUCGUGUUUUGAAGAUGGUGGUGACUCUUGCUCUUCAAUCGAUCCUAACGACUUCAGAGGACCCGACGAUGAUCUUGAGAGCGGAGAUGCAAGUGGUGAUGAUGAUCAUUUCUGGAGGGAUUUUACACAUGCUAGAAUGGGUGGACUCAAAAUGCCAGACCUAAGUGGUUUGAGUGAACCUGGAUUCAUGUCCGAGCCAGAGUUGCGGUAA
This is a messenger RNA of Sclerotinia sclerotiorum 1980 UF-70, 1026 nucleotides long. RefSeq lists its product as hypothetical. Lineage: Eukaryota; Fungi; Ascomycota; Leotiomycetes; Helotiales; Sclerotiniaceae. Bases 1 to 1026 code for a protein of 341 amino acids. The record is from RefSeq and is a predicted model, not a curated record. Gene Ontology annotation, biological process: anaphase-promoting complex-dependent catabolic process; protein K11-linked ubiquitination. Gene Ontology annotation, cellular component: anaphase-promoting complex. The transcript is spliced from 3 exons.